ACGCAAGUUAGGUUAUGUUCGUUUUGACGUUUGAAUUGAUUCGAAGCCGCCCGGUUGCCCGAUGCAUUGAAGAGGUUCCAGGAACUGCAUCUAUAAAGAACUAGUCUUGCUGGAAACCCCGAGUGAUUUCAAUAACGCAGAGAAAUGCCGCCAAGAAAAUUAAAGGAGAGUAUAACUUUUCUAGUUAACGUCGGGAUUGCCCAUAAAGAUGCACAGAGCAAUCUACAACUCUUGGAUAACGAGAAGUUCAUCCUUAAACAUAUUAUUCAAAAAAAGAUAUUUCUACGCCCCAAGGAUGAGAUAGGAGUGAUAUUAAUGGGUUCAAAUACCAAUGAAAGCGAUAGUGCUUCAGGAUUUGACAAUGUACAAGAACUCUGUAGCAUGCAGGUUGGAAACUGGGAUUUGAUAAAAAGUAUCGAGAGACUGCAAGUUACAAAUCACAGUUGUUCAUGGAUGGAGGCAAUUUAUGCUGCAGUUGAAUAUAUCCAACGCGAAUGUGUAGAUAAAUGUGACAGAAAAAUACUCUUGCUAUCUGCUUUUAAUGAGGAAGAGGAUAUUGUUGAACAGUUUCAGGCAAAGAAUAUUGCAGAGGCAUUAAAUUCACAGGAAAUUUCACUUAUUGCAAUUGGAGAAAGAGCACUGUCUGAUGAAGAUAAAGAUUCUCGAACGGCUAGUGAAAUGUUGCUUAUGGAAGUACUAGAACAGAUUGACGGUCAGUAUCUCACUUUUGAAUAUGCUAUGUCAGAUGUACGCUUUUACAAACGACCAUCAACUAAACCGCUUCCUUGGUACUGCCCAAUGGAACUGGGUGACUUUCGCAUUCCGAUCGCUGGAAUUUCUAAAAUGCCAUCUGAAGUGAGGUUACCUGAAAUGGCACUGAUAGCUAAGACGAGUACAUCUAAUGCGCCGGAUAAGGAAGUGCCAAUUAAAAAUGUCGCACAAUGGACAGAUAACGAUAGAACCAUUCACACACAAGAGGAUAUUAUCCGUGGCUAUGUGUACGGCAGCAAGACUAUUCCUGUUUCAGAUGAAUCUAAGAAAGAGAUGACUCCCAAAAAUAACGAUAAAUGUUACAAAAUUCAUGGCUUUACUUCAAGAAAAAACAUUCCUAUGGAAUACUGGUUGUCAGAUGGCUCGUAUGUCAUUGUACCUGCUAAUGAGUCCGUAAGUGCACCAUUUUAUAGUCUGGUACAAGCCAUGGUUGAGAAAAACGUUGUUGCAAUAGUGGAGAAGGUCUAUAGAGCAAACACUGAGGCUAAUAUGGUGGCAUUAUUUCCAAGUGUCGAUGUACCCAAUGAACCAUGGUGCCUUAUUGAGAUUGGUUUGCCGUUCGAGCGAGAUUAUGGAGCAAUAGGACAGAGACCGUUGAAAUCUGUUAUGAGUCAAUUGUCGAAGGAGCAGAGUGAUGCCAUAGACGACCUAUUAACAUCCUUAGAAUUGCCUGAUGCUGCCGACGAUGACGCGACUGGCGGCAGUGAGAAAUAUUUACCUGGAUAUAUGCCAGAUCCUGGAAUGCAACACAUGUGGGAUACAUUAGCACAUCGCGCGCUUAAUCCAGAUAAACCGUUGCCGCCUAUUGCUGACGAUGUGUUAAAUCUUCUGGAACAACCCGAAUUUGUGAAAGAAAAAUGCAAACCAGCGACUGAAAGGAUCAAAAACUUAUUUUUCUUAGAGAAAAAGAAACCUCUUAAUAGAAAGCGUAAUAAAUCGCAAGAAGAGGAUAACAAACAAUUGGAUACUAACAAUGAUGCGCUUAUGAUGCAGACAGUUAAAAAAGAGGAUAGAAAUAUCGUACAAGACAAUAACGAUAAAUCGGAAAAUACCGCUUUGUUUGAUGAAUGCGAUUUCAAUUUUGAUGUUGAUAUAUAAGGAAUUGUUAACAGUAACUGUUUUGGUAAUUAUGUUGUGACUAUACUUUUUAAAAAUCAUCUUUUAUACUACGAUCAGUGAUUUAAAAAUCAGUUAAGAAUAUAUUUUUAAUAUAUACAUAUUGAAUAAAAUCGAAAUAUAUUUUAAUGAUUUCAAUAAAAUGAUUUAUUGC
Molecule: messenger RNA, 2041 nt
Organism: Monomorium pharaonis (pharaoh ant)
Lineage: Eukaryota; Metazoa; Arthropoda; Insecta; Hymenoptera; Formicidae
Product: X-ray repair cross-complementing protein 5
Exons: 13
Coding region: 145-1869 (574 amino acids)
Biological process (GO): double-strand break repair via nonhomologous end joining; cellular response to gamma radiation; cellular response to X-ray
Cellular component (GO): Ku70:Ku80 complex
Molecular function (GO): double-stranded DNA binding; telomeric repeat DNA binding; DNA helicase activity
Source: RefSeq, a predicted model, not a curated record